Schistosoma mattheei is the source of this 996-nucleotide messenger RNA. The record is from the annotation of a GenBank genome assembly. Lineage: Eukaryota; Metazoa; Platyhelminthes; Trematoda; Strigeidida; Schistosomatidae.
AUGAUGGAAAGCCUAGAGAGCAAUUUUGGCUAUCUGAGCUUAAGAGAUGCGUCCCAACCACUGUCUGAUCCAUCAUGCUUUUACUCAAACGAGCAAGUUUUUAAGGCUUAUGGGAGUCUCCCAGCCAACAGUCAUAGGCGAAAUGCUACUCGAAUAUCUCGCUAUGGGAAUGGAGAAAGUGUCACACAACAGUCUAGUGGUUAUCCUGUAUUCAAUCAGUGGAAUCCUAUUCACCGAUUUGACAACAUUGGUCUUUUCGGCCCCCCACCCCUAAUCUUUGAAGGUGGAACAACAAAUCAUGGCGUUGUUCAGAAUUCAGUUAACAAACAGUAUAAUGACAAACAAAUGUGGUCUAAACCUUUGAAGAAGAGUGAAUAUGAAUUGUUUGACCAACCCAAACGUGGUUUAAACUUCCAGCUGUAUGAUAGCAUACCGGUUACUCAAUCUGGACCUAAUUGGACUCCUGUAGAACCUAUAAAAUCAUUCAAUGAUGUUGAACUUCACCAAAUAAUCAAGGAAAAUGUGACCAGGGCUCAAUAUAUACACCCUACACCAGUGCAAAAGUAUGCUUUGCCAAUUAUCGCUGCAAAACGUGAUUUGAUGGCAUGUGCUCAAACAGGUUCUGGAAAAACGGCAGCGUUUUUGCUCCCAAUACUCAAUAUGCUGUUUGAAGAUAACCACUGUGAAAAUUCAGAUGCAUCGGCACUCAAUUGUACCGCAUGUCCUGUAGCCUUGAUCCUUGCGCCGACAAGGGAGUUAUCUUCUCAAAUUUAUGAUGAAGCCCGAAAAUUUUCGUACCGUUCCAACAUUAAGCCGUGCGUAGUCUAUGGUGGGGCCUCCAUUCUUUCCCAAAUACGGGAAUUAUCCCACGGUUGUAACCUUCUUGUUGCAACGCCUGGGCGUCUUGUCGAUAUGGUGAGCAGGGGUAAAGUGAGUCUGGAACAAAUCAGGUAUGUUCGACUUCAGUUACCAUUAUUCCCCUUGUAUUAUCUUUAG